This is a messenger RNA of Maylandia zebra (zebra mbuna), 2111 nucleotides long. It is a transcript of the gene prr19, whose product is annotated as proline rich 19. NCBI's taxonomy places the organism in Eukaryota, Metazoa, Chordata, Actinopteri, Cichliformes, Cichlidae. The record is from RefSeq and is a predicted model, not a curated record.
GUAUGGUUUGGAGACGGUGGCACUGACAAAAAGACGGGAGGUGGCGCUGAAGAUUCUAAAUUUUUAGUUGCGAGUGACUAGGAGGGACAUUGAAGCAAAGUUGAAAUGGCUUGGACAUAUGAAUAGAAUGCAGCAUGAGCCAUGUGUGUGGCAGGACCUCUAUAAGAAGGAAAAGUCAACAAUUUUCAACAAGAAACAAAAACAACAGAUAAAAAGUGUUGCUUUGCAAAAAGAUUCAGUGCUCUUCCCAGAUAUUCAACCCACUACAGUAAGGCAAAUGAGGAGAAAAAAAUGAAACGACUGAAGACCCGCAAGGAGAGGAGUCAAAUAAGAGGUGGCUGGAAAGAGAUUUCAAAGAUCAAGUCAAAUCACCAUCAUCAUCACUACCGUCAUUGCCAAAGCAACAUAGACAUGGCACAUUUGCAUAACUGCUGUUGUGCUAGUUGCCAUUGUUCUUCGAGGAGAAAUCCACCAUUUCCAAGUGUUGUGCGCUCUGUGCAGGAGCCCAGUAUCAUCACAGACGGCCGCCUGACAGGACACCAUGGCCUGUUUAACCAUGAGGUGAAGUCUAUUGAUUUUGAACGCUUGCUAAGUGAACAGCCAAAACUGGAGGAACAAAGAAAAGAAAAGAACACUGUAAUUUCACAUUCAUCUUCAGCAUUGCACAAUUCUGCUUCACUGUCCACUGAUGCUUUGUUGGGAGCUGAUACAGAUGUUGGGAGCUGUGUGCCAUUCAGAAAAAAUACAGACCCUGCUUCAAAAGCCCACACUGACUGCCAAGAGAAGGAAAAGAACAACAUCCAGUUUGAGUCAAAGCAGUCAGAUGUCACAACAGAAGAGAAACCACAACAACAACUCCCUCUUUCAUGUGAAAGUUUUCAAAGCAGCCACUGGUCUAAACACAGCUUCCUCGAUGUACUAACAACAGAAACCAAGUGGGCAUGUGUCAUGUCUGAAAACAGCAGAGAAUCACUGCUGACUCCGGUUGUUGACAGAGACAAUAUUAAGUCUUUCAACACAAAUGUAAAGAAACGUGUGAUUUCUACUCUUGUGCAAACCCCAAAGAACCAGGAGCCCCCUGUUCAGCAGUUUGUCAGUGCAGUAGCAGCACGUUUGUGUCAACGUUUGAAGCUUCCGUCGAUCAGUAGGAGAAACCUGCUGUCAGAGAGCAGGGAGGUCCUGUUAAACUCUCUGAGGGAAACACAUGGACCGUGGCUUCAAGAGAACCUCCUUAGACUUCAGCAACAUCGUAGCUUUGCUGUGCAUCCCACAAAGAAAGACCAAGAUCAUGAUCAAGAGCCAACCAGGAAAAAUGAAGAGAAUCGCUUUGCCGCAGAUAUCUCUUUUAAUAUGCCAGCAAAUAGCCAUUCCAGCUGGAAGACCAGUCUGCAGCAACACUGCAGUCAAAAACAGGUUACUGAGUGGCUGGCGAGCCCUGCGGAUAUGGCUGACAGUGUUUUGGAUGAUAUCCUCAGACCAAGUCUCUCUCCUCCAUUGUUCAUGAACCUUCAGACCUGUGAAGCUCCAGAAAGCAUUUUGUUUGCUCCUUCUACCACUUUAUGCCAGAGAGAAGGGGCUUCUGUACCUGAGAACUGGCAAGAUGGUUUAAACUGGUCAAAGAGCAAAAAUUCAGCUACAUUUGGUUCUUUUGAAAAUGGCUUCAUGGACCAAUCCAGCUUACUUGGAAAUCAGAGCCUACAGUACUCUGACAGCAACUCCCAGCCCUCUUUUCCUUACCAAUCGCAGCUGCCAGAAACAUACGCAGGAGAGCCAAUGCACUUUGCCCAGCAGGAAGACCCAUUUGGAACUGAUAUGUACUCUUGUGUUCCCUCUUUUGCUGCCCCAGUUCACCAUCAGAGCAGCCAUUUCCAACCUUCAAACAAGUUCAGUCACGCUUCAGCUUGUUCUCUGAAGUCCCAGCACACUGAUAUUAUGCACUACCCUCCGUCAUUCAUUCUUGAGAGAGACCCUUCACCUUCCCUUUCUGCUUUCCUUAGCCCUGAGCCGUGGUCCUUCCCUCCUAUGAGACUGUACUAAUGUGUGGUAAAGCUCUCCAUACAAGCAUGUGGAUCAAUAUUUCUAUGACUGAUUAAAGUACAAUUCUCCCUUAA